This is a messenger RNA of Cryptococcus wingfieldii CBS 7118, 625 nucleotides long. RefSeq lists its product as hypothetical. The transcript has 5 exons. The annotation marks the transcript as partial. NCBI's taxonomy places the organism in Eukaryota, Fungi, Basidiomycota, Tremellomycetes, Tremellales, Cryptococcaceae. The record is from RefSeq and is a predicted model, not a curated record.
GGUUGCGGGACCUCCUGAUGCUGGUGUUCUUGGUCGCCUGGUGGCUUCUACUGAGUGCCCACAAGACGUAUCGGCCCAUUGGGCUGCUAUUGCUCUCUAUGUCCGAGGUGGAAGUGGUGUACCGCACCAUACGGUACACGGGUACUCGUCCCCGCCAACACUGCACCCGCCGACACUGCACCCACCGACGCUUCCCCAGCCACCGACGACGCUCCUCCUCCCACCGCCCACCGCCCACCCAGUCCCUCGCCUCUCCGGCCAUCAUCCCUCCGGCUCCCACCCCGCCGUCAGAGAACUGAAGAUAGCUACGGAAGCUCCGGGAACAGGACGCCGCUCCAUUAUCGGAGCUCGUGCUUUAUUCGAAGAAGCUCUCGAAGCUUGUCAAACAAGAGAAAGGGAAAUUCGAAGAGACGGCUGGCGCAGCGUGUACUCGUUCAGACGUGUGGCUAUUUGUUGGGACAACUGUGCCGCAGGUAACGACAAUGAUACUCAACGUCUCGUCCUCCGCGGCUGCAACGAUCCCUCUGUCAAUUCUGCUCAAGCGCUCAUCAAGGACGAUAUCCGUGCAGAGACAAUCGAUGGGGGGUACCGAUUUGACUUCGACGCCGACGUGGAACCAGCGUGA